AAAAUAUUUGUUUUGAAUUCUAAUUGUUAUUUACUAUAUCUUUGAAUUGUUAAUUAUAAAUAUUAUAGAAUAGCUGUUUGAGAAAGAAAUUACAAAUUGUGACAGCAUUAAGUGAUAUAAUUUAUAUCGCGUACAGCAACAGCCACCGAUUUCUGAGGUGUCGCUUUCUGAUAGUCUAUUUUUACCGAAGACGACUCAAGGCAGUCAGAAAGUUGGUAUAGCGACGACUAGGCGCUAUUAUAAAGCAUCGUGUGCUCAGCGUGCUGUAAUUCAUUUAAGUGAACGUUGUAGAUAAGAAAAAAAAUCUUACAGAAAAAAAUUAAUAUAGUGCUUUAUUCGUUGAAAAAUAAAAAUAUACAAGUGGUGAAGAAAGCUUAAAUAAACGACACGCUAAAGCCUUUAAAAGAUUGAGCAUUUGGACGACUCCAUUGGAAGAAAGGUUCAGUUACGUAUGUAGGUGAAUCGAAAAAAAAGCAAAUGUUUAAUGUUAAACGAUGUAGCUGGAGCAUAAAAUUUUCUAUCAUGUUUGUAAAGAAAUUUAUGGUAGUCUGUUUGAUAUAAAAAUAAAUCUUUCUUCCGUAUUUCGCUUUCUUUGCAUAAGUUAUACAUGAACGAGUUAAUACUACCGGCGAUACUAGUGACUGCUAGCCACUAAGUGCCGCACUGACGGAAUUGCCGCGGUUGUGUGCCUAGUCAGCCACCUCUUGUGUCUGACCGGCCACAUCCGUGCGUGCCAGGGAAUAUUUUGUAAGAUGCGAUUUUGUCUCUCAUGGCGAGGGAGCCUUCGUCGUGAGAAUCGUUCACUUUCCGUACGGUCCACUUUGUUCGAAGUAUUAGUACUCGCGGAUUACGUAAAUUGGAAAAAAAAAUUGUAGCAAAAAGGAAAAUCAUCGUAAGAUAAGGAAGAAAGAAACGAGCGAACUGUGAGUUCACGUCAAAAAUGAGGAGAGCACCGUUUGAUAAACAUAAUAAUACGACACGGGACGUUUUGAGCAACACGUAUAGUUCAUAUAGAGUCGCGUCUGAUUCAAAGGAUGCAGAGUAUCAGUACAGCGUAAAUUAUAGCAAUAUACAAGAGAAAAAUUAUCUGCAACGAAGUGUUUCUGCGGACAAUGUUGUAAUACGUUCCCGCGGUUUUAAACCCUCUGAUAGGCACGAUCCCGUGAAGAGGAACUUCCUUGAGAAUCUUACUUCAAAAAUAUUGCAUUUCGAUAUGGAGAGUAAUGAAAGUGCGCCAGUCAACUUACAAAAAUUACUCACUCCUGCUGCAGAUUCGCAGGGAAUUAUGCAAUCUAAAAAUAGAAAAAUGUUUGCAUCUUCAUAUUUUUACGCGCCAACACAUCCAACCGUUGAGGAUCAAGUUGAACUCGCUCGGCGAAUUUCGCAUUCGUUAAGCGAUGUAAAAAAUAUGAAAAGUAAAGGUCAAUCUAUGUAUGUGAACAGAAAAAAAAGAUCGGUUAAAUGGAUUCAUGAUGGCAAUGGCGUAGAAGACGCAGAAGAACCUUUAACACCUGUUCACAGAGAUAAAAUUCCAUUAAAAUGCAUGAUGAACCCGCAUGGAAAAGUAUUGGAUAUACAUGGUAUUCAAGCUUUAGGGGAAGAAGUAAAUAUAGAACCAAUGCCAAAAAAUCCCGAAAAACUUUUUGAUAUCGUUCGUGAUUUAAACAAUCAAAGAGGCCGUGGUGCUGAAAUAUUCGCAAAACGCAGAAAAAGAUCUGAGAAAUGGGUUGUAGACAAAGAUCAACCACAAACGCCAAACACACUUGGUAUGCCAAAAAUGCCAAUAUAUAUGGGAAAAUCGAUACAGGAAAUGAAUGGCAGUUCAAAAUAUUCAAGUCUUCCUUCGCCUAUUGUACCUGAACCAACCAAUGAGAAAUCAUUUUAUAAUCCUUUUACCGUGGACUUGUCUUUAGAUAAUAUAAAUCAACCGACGACAGGCCGAAAUCAAAAUCGAUGUAAUGGUAAAGAGUGCAACCAUUUAACUGAAGUAAAAAAAAUUUAUUUAAGAGAAGUGGCUGUUGGUACUGAUAAUGAUUUUCCUUUUGAUAAAUCUCGAUCGUCGUCGAUAGUUGAGAAAUCACGUCGAAUUACUUUCGAGCCUGAUAUCGAUCGACAUAACAAUUAUCAUGCCAGAAAUAACACUAGUGAAAAUAUGAGAUAUGAAAUCACUAACAGACGUAACUAUAAUAAUUACAAUAAGGCUUUGCUGAAUAAAUCUAAUGCAUAUCACGCUACUAACAAAGAAAUUAAAAAUUAUGUGAAAGAACAACGGUUAACGGAAUGUGUAAAAAGCACUGUUAAUGAUAAAGAAAAAUUUGUAAAUACUCAACGGGAAAUUGAUAAUGAAGAAAACGAAUACACACCAAUACCGGUCAAACAAUUAAUACAAGAAUUUGAGAAAACAUGUAGACCAGUUUUGCAGUACAAACAAUUCAGUCCAAAGGUUAUUCCAAUUGUACAACAGUCUCCUCUUGAUAACGAUAUAACGCGAUUUUUUGAAACACAAAACUCGAUUAAAUACAACUCUGAAGAAAAGCAUAGGAGAAUAAAUGAACGACAAAGAUACGAAGAAGAAAGAUACCAAGAUCACUGUACCAAUGGUUUCAUUUCUACCGAUGACACGGAAUAUACAAGUGAUGGAACCGAUUCCCAAACGAACGACUAUAGCGAGGAAAUAAUCUACCGUGAAAAGUCAGAAUCCUCGAGUAUAAUGAACGGCGAUCAAGAAUAUUCGUCGAUUUAUCGCGAGGAAUGUUCCUCCAGUCGACGUCGGUCCGUCACUUCCGAAGAAGUAGAGAACUUUUGCAACAAUGGAAACGAGAAAUUCGUAAAUACAGAGUCGGAAGUUCCUCCGGAAGCGAAGUCGUUAUUGCUCUCGAUGAUUGCUUCUCAGGAGGACAUUUUGGAAACUAUUAAACAUUUGCGUAAUACGCCCGUUCUGGACAAUUUAUUGCAUGGCGUUUCGCCGGAUUGUAAAUUCACCGAUGUGUGUCCAGAUUCAAGCGAUGUAGGUAAAAAGCUUUAUGAAAAUAAUACCUACACAGGACCAAAACUUGCUAGUGUUCACAAUCUAGCUAAUUAUAAUACGGCACCUCGAGGAUGGGAUCAAUCUUUGACAUAUUAUCGACCAAUAAAAUUCGAGAAAUCACAAGAAAUUGUUUAUUCUGAUUUUUAAAUAUAAUUUGAAUAAUAGCAAUAUUACGUAUAUCGAAAUCAAUGAAUAUAAUUACAGAAUUGUUUUUUGAAUAUUAGAUUAUUUGACUUUUUCCCGUUAUAAUUCAUCUUUUUUUUUUUCUGAUAUAAAAAGAUAACAGAUUGACAAUAAUCAUUGUAAACAAGAUUCUGCAUCAAAAGAAAAUAAAUAAAUAAAUGUAUAUUUAUUUAUUUAUUAUUAGAUAUAUGUGUAAUAUAUUGUGCAGUACGCAUAUAUUUUGAAGCUUCGUUUUGUUUGAUAUAACUCUAUAUAUAUUUUCUCCAUUAUUGAAAUCUUGCUUCUUAUUUAUGCCCUUUAUUUAUGCUUUUUAGCGGUGUUAUUGCAUUUUACUUUAUAAUAUUAUUUCAAUAAAUAUUGUUUUCAUAACAA
Messenger RNA from Apis mellifera (honey bee), 3583 nucleotides. RefSeq lists its product as uncharacterized. Lineage: Eukaryota; Metazoa; Arthropoda; Insecta; Hymenoptera; Apidae. The record is from RefSeq and is a predicted model, not a curated record. Gene Ontology annotation, biological process: positive regulation of actin filament bundle assembly. The transcript is spliced from 12 exons. Gene Ontology annotation, cellular component: nucleus; Z disc; actin cytoskeleton. Gene Ontology annotation, molecular function: actin binding. The coding region runs from base 941 to 3175 and encodes 744 amino acids.